Hydra vulgaris (swiftwater hydra) is the source of this 1658-nucleotide messenger RNA. The record is from RefSeq and is a predicted model, not a curated record. Lineage: Eukaryota; Metazoa; Cnidaria; Hydrozoa; Anthoathecata; Hydridae.
UUUUAACAAUUAUAAAAAAUUUUCCACAAAGUAGCAAAUUUAAAACUUCAAAUUUAGAGACAUCUUCUUAGUUCAUAAAUAUCGUGUUCACUGAAUUUGUGAUCGGCUGUUAUUAUUAACACUGUUCGAUUAUUAUCGUAAUUUUUGACGUUUGAGACGUUGAUGUCUUAGACGCUAUUCUACAAAGAUCGAAUUUUGAGCAAAGAAGUCAUGGAACGUAUUUUUUUCUUCGUGGAACCAAAUUGAAGUUUGAACUUGCAAACUUAUUAUUUGUAUCAUUUAUUAAUAAUAUGAAUUAUUUGUAAUUAAUACUGUUGAAAAAAAAAUCAUAUCUCACAAUCUGCGUUUGGAUAGGAGGUAUGGGAACAAACUUGGCAAAAGAUCUUGAUCAAAAAGCAAAAAUUGAAAAAAAGGUUUCGUGUCAUGAAGAAGAUUCUUAUGUUCAAAAGUCUGCGGAAACGCAUUCCCAAGUUAAAAAACCUACCUUAAGAGAUCACCAGUUAAAAAGAUCUAUUGAAAGAGGACGCAUGGGAUCAAACUUGGUGAUAGAGCGCGACCGAAUAUCAAAAAGUGAAGAUCCUGCAUUUUGUUACGAUCAAGAUUCCCAUUUUAAAAAGUCUUCUGACUUAUAUUCACAUAGUAAAAGUUGGACCGAAAGAGACUACCAGUUAAAAAGGUCUAAUGAAAGAGAUUCCCAGAUAAUAAAAUCUACUGAGAGAAAAAGCAGUGUAAAAACUGAUGAGCUUCGAAGAUGGUCUUUGAGAGGAAGUUUUUCAAAACGUGGUAGCCAGAUGGGUAAAACAUCUAGUAAAUUGCCUCCGAAAGAAAUCACUGAUCUCCUUAAUCUCACACAUUUUACAGAACAAGAACUUAAAGAUUGGCACAUCGGUUUUAAACGGGACUGUCCAGAAGGAAGGUUGUCAUUGCAGCAGUUUACGGACAUAUACAGUAAAUUUUACGGAACAACAGAGGCUAAGAAAUUUGCGGAGCAUUUAUUUAGAACAUUUGAUACUAACCACGAUGGCACAAUAGAUUUUCGUGAGUUUAUGUGCUCUUUAUCGAUUACUACAAGAGGUACAAUGGAAGAAAAGUUACGCUGGGCGUUUAUGGUAUACGAUGUUGAUGGCAAUGGUUCAAUAACUUCAAAUGAAGUUUUAGCGAUUGUUAAGUCUAUUAAAAAAAUGAUUGGAAAUAUUAACGAUAAAAAUGCUAGCGACGAGAGAAUUUUAUCUUUAUUUUCAAAAUUCGAUAAAAAUCACGACAACAAACUAUCUUUACAAGAGUUUGUCGAAGGAGCACAAAACGAUCUGACAUUUGUAAGAAUUUUACAAUCAAACGAUUAAUGCUUUUUAUUACUAUCAAAAAAGACAAAAAGAAAAUUUGAUUUUUUAAGGUUUUAAAAAAUGGUUUUUAAAAAAUGGUUAAAUCCGUCAUAAAAUGUAUAUAUGGCUCAUGUAUUGGAUUUUAUCAAAGUUAUUGUCGGAAUUUAAUUGGCACAAAUGAGAAAAAUAUUACUAGAUCCAUUGAUGUUACCGCUGUUCUCUGAUGAUACCGCUGUUUUGAAAGAUCUUAUGUUUAAGAUAAACUCAAUAAAAUUUGAAGUUUGCGCUUCAUUGUUUCUUAUUUAUUAUUCAUGAUUUACUAAAUGUUUUUGCUAA